UUCCAUUCUUUUAGCUUUUUGACUUCCCAAGCAAUUCCUGUAUUGCUUCUCUUCCCAUUCUCCUCUUCUUCAAAUUCCCACGCCAAUUUUUACUCCAUUCCUUCCUUUUCUUGUCCUCUCCUAUGCCUUUUUGAUCCUUCCUUUACAUAAUCCGACCCUUUUUGAUUCCUCUCUUCUUUGUUCGUGGGAAGUUAUGAUUUUGCCGAGAGCUGUUCGGGAGGCAACGGCGGCCGGGGUUGGACCCGGAAAGUCUCAUCGGAAACAAUUCUGGUUUGUGCUUUUGGUGUCUCUCCCUGUGUGGUGGCUGUUGAUUUAUUUGAAUUCAUCGGGUCUGUUGGGCAGAAACUACGAGCUUGUUUCUGUGGUUAAUAGCUACGCCAUUUCAGUGGAUUCUAGAGAAAAUUUCGAUCAUCUUCACGUCGCUCGCGAAGGUUACAAUAAUGAAACUAGAACUCAUGUCUUGCGCUCUACUGAGUAUCUCGGCGUGGUGGAAGAGGAUUUUCCGGUGGCUGUUCGGGAAAUAAAUGUUACAGAAAGCGAGAAAGGAUCCAUUAACAAUGGAACUGAAAAUGGGGAAACCAGUUUUCCGGAGGAUGAAGAUCACGAUAAUCAAAUAAUACCUGAAGAGGAUUCAACAAAGAAAGACGAGGGGCAUUCUGUGAAUGGGACGGAGCAAGUUGAUUCGAUUUCCAAUUUGAAAAACAGAACCGCCAAACAGAGUAGCAGUGAAAAUGGAGGACAGAGGAUUGAAUCCCAAAUCGAUCCAUGCUUGGGGCGGUACAUCUACGUUCAUGAUCUUCCUCCUCGUUUCAACAGAGACAUACUCGAGGACUGCCGGUCUCUGAACAAAUGGUCGAACAUGUGCAAAUACGUCUCCAACAUGGGUCUUGGCCCCAAAAUUGCGAAUUCCGAAAGAGCUUUCUCCAACACCGGCUGGUUCGCAACCCAUCAAUUUUCUCUGGAACUCAUCUUCCACAACAGGAUGAAACAGUACAAAUGCUUGACCAAGGAUUCGUCGCGGGCCUCGGCCAUCUUCGUUCCAUUUUACGCCGGUCUCGACGUCGGGCGGCACCUCUGGGGGUCCAACACUUCCAUGAGGGACUCCACUUCUAUGGAUUUGGCGAAGUGGCUGGCGAGCAGACCCGAGUGGAAAUCCAUGGGAGGCAGAGACCAUUUCUUGGUUGCGGGAAGAAUCUCGUGGGAUUUCGGCAGAAUAUCAGAUGAAGAUUCUUCGUGGGGCAACAAACUCCUCAUCUUGCGGGAAUCCAAGAACAUGACAAUUCUGGUAAUAGAAUCAAGCCCUUGGAGCAAAAACGAUUUUGCAAUCCCGUACCCAACUUACUUCCAUCCCUCGAGCGACAGAGAGGUGUUCCAAUGGCAAAACAGAAUGAGGAAGCAAAAGAGGCGUGUCCUAUUUUCCUUCGUGGGCGGGGCGAGGCCGAACCUCAAAGGGUCUAUUCGGGGAGAGAUCAUUGAGCAGUGCCAGGCUUCAAGGAGGAAAUGCAAGUUGCUGGGAUGCAAUCCCGCAUCGAACAAGUGCCAGAACCCCGUGAACGUGAUGAAAACGUUUCAGAGCUCUGUUUUCUGUCUUCAGCCUUCAGGGGAUUCCUACACUCGGCGGUCGAUGUUCGAUUCGAUCCUCGCCGGCUGCAUUCCGGUGUUCUUCCACCCGGCUUCGGCUUACGUGCAGUACCUGUGGCAUCUGCCGAAGAAUUACACGAAGUACUCUGUGUUCAUAUCAGAAAAUGAUGUGAAGGAGGGGAAGGUGGGGAUCGAGCAGGUGCUGCGGCGGAUUCGGAGGGAGGAGGUGCAGGCCAUGAGGGAGGAGGUGAUUCGGAUGAUUCCCAGGAUGGUGUACGCAGAUCCCAGGUCUACACUGCAGAGUCUGGAGGAUGCAUUUGAUUUAACCAUGAAAGGGGUUCUGGGGAGAGUCGAGAGGUUGAGGAAGGAGAUGAAGGAGGGAAGGGAUUCCAGUGGUGAGUAUGCAGAGGGAGAGAGUUGGAAGUACGAGUUGUGUGGGAAUGUUAGAGCGCAUGAAUGGGAUCCUUUCUUCUCAAAACCAAACCGUUCUCCCUCCUGGUGAGAACAGAGCAAAGAGAAAAAUAAGAACACAAUUUUUUUUUUAUUUUUUUUUUGGCCUUGUAAUUUUAGUUUUGUAUAGUUGUUCAUCUAAAAACACAGAGCUUCAUUCAUGAGAUUAUUUUUAUUCUUGUUA
Malania oleifera is the source of this 2215-nucleotide messenger RNA. Its product is annotated as xyloglucan galactosyltransferase KATAMARI1 homolog. The record is from RefSeq and is a predicted model, not a curated record. The transcript has a single exon. The coding region runs from base 194 to 2083 and encodes 629 amino acids. NCBI's taxonomy places the organism in Eukaryota, Viridiplantae, Streptophyta, Magnoliopsida, Santalales, Ximeniaceae. Gene Ontology annotation, molecular function: glycosyltransferase activity.